This is a messenger RNA of Petromyzon marinus (sea lamprey), 2029 nucleotides long. The record is from RefSeq and is a predicted model, not a curated record. Lineage: Eukaryota; Metazoa; Chordata; Hyperoartia; Petromyzontiformes; Petromyzontidae.
CAGUUGCGGCUCCAGAGGAGGCGGGGAUCGCCUGGUGGAGAGUCACGUGUUGCCGAGAAGUCACGUGCCUGCAGUGUGUACAUAGCUUGUUAGAUACAUAGCCUCCAAGUGUGUACAUAGCCUGGUACAUAGCCUGCAGUGUGUACAUAGCCUGGUACAUAGCCUGCAGUGUGUACAUAGCCUGGUACAUAGCCUGCAGUGUGUACAUAGCCUGCAGUGUGUACAUAGCCUGCAGUGUGUACAUAGCCUGGUACAUAGCCUGCAGUGUGUACAUAGCCUGGUACACAGCCUGGUACAUAGCCUGCAGUGUGUACAUAGCCUGGUACAUAGCCUGCAGUGUGUACAUAGCCUGCAGUGUGUACAUAGCCUGGUACAUAGCCUGCAGUGUGUACAUAGCCUGGUACACAGCCUGGUACAUAGCCUGCAGUGUGUACAUAGCCUGGUACAUAGCCUGCAGUGUGUACAUAGCCUGGUACAUAGCCCUGCAGUGUGUACAUAGCCUGGUACAUCGCCCUGCAGUGUGUACAUAGCCUGGUACAUAGCCUGGUACAUCGCCUGCAAGUGUGUACAUAGCCUGCGGAAGUACACGGAGUGUGGAUAUACACCACGUCAGAACAGCCUGCUCAGGGCCCUUACGGAGGAGGCCAUGGACCUGGACGGGUCGAGCGGAGUAGCUGAAAACGGCGACGAGAGCAACGCGCAGACACCCCUCAGCCCCCUCCGAGUGUUCCUAGAGUCGACGCUGGCUGCUCGUGGUGGUGGUGAGGGUGGUGGUGGUGGUGAUGGUGGCCGCGUCUUGCUGAUGGUGGAGCCGGGCGAGUCGGUGGCGGGGCUCAGGGCCAGGGUGGCGAGGGCGCUGCAGCGUCCUCACGCAAGCGGCAGCACGGACUUCCACUUACUGCUGGAUCGGACGAGGCUGCUGGAUGGGAGGAGAUCUGUCCACGAGGCUGGGCUAAGGAACGGCUCAACACUCACUGUGGUACCAGCGCUGAACUCUGGGCUCAAGGCUGCUCGUCCGAAGGCUGAGAACUCCAUUAUGCAGGCACUGCAAUCACUCACAGACAGUCAGGUGAGCGACUUCCUGUGCGGGCGCUCACCGCUCACCCUCACCCUCACCACCCUGGCCGGCUCCCUCAGCUUCGUGCAGCUGCAACUCGCAGCCCGGCCAACCCGGGGAGGUCGCCGCGGGGGAGGUCACGAGGGAAGUCGCCGCGGGGGAGGUCACGUGACUUCGGAGGAAGCGACGCAGGCCACGUGCUCUGGCGCCAGCUUGGAUAGUCUCCACCAACUCUACCCUGGAUGCUUCUCCGGCAUUUUCUCAGGGUCACUGCCGCCCUCCACGUGCGGUCACCGGCGAGGCGGCGGCGGCGGCGGCGGCGUCCCCCGGCAGGAGGAGGUGGCCGUCGUCUACCGCAUCCUCCUCGACCUCCUGGCGGCCUCGCGGGCCCAGCGCAGCCACAACAACAACAACAACAGCGGUCACAACAACAGAGGUCACAACAACAACAACAACAGCAGCCACCACAGCGACGACGCCCGGACCCCGAGGGCCUCCAGCAAGGCGACCCCGGCGUGGGACGGGAGCAGGGCAGCGGAGACGCACGGCAUUGUGGGAGGCUGCCGUGGGCUCCCCCAGCAUCAACAUCCUCAACAUCAACAUCCUCAGCAUCCUCAGCAUCCUCAACAUCAACAUCCUCAGCAUCCUCAACAUCCUCAGCACCACUGUCACCACCACCAGCAGCACCACCACCACCAGGAGCAGCAGCAGCAGCAGCUGGAGGAGUCUGCGGUGAACGCGACGACGCGCAGCAAGCUGCAGGCCGUGCGCCUGCUGCUGCAGAGGCGCCGGGAGAGGAGGGCGCUCCGCGCCCCCUACCACGGCAACGGCGGCGGCGGCCGUCGUCGCCGUGGCGACCACCCCCCCGCCGCGGCGACGGCCGUCGCCACGGCGACGGCCGUCGCCGCGGCGGGGGGGGAGUCGCCGCCCGAGUCGCCGCGGUACGACGCGCGGUGCUACGCGGCCGCCUAG